GCGCGUUGGACUCCGGAUUCAACUGGGAGCGCGCCAUCAUGGCGGCCACCGGUGCCUCGUUGGCGCAGUUGGUAAUGGGUCUGUAUGAUGUGCAGGCUUUCAAGUUUGGGAACUUCGUGCUGAAAAGUGGGCUCUCUUCCCCCGUCUACAUCGACCUGCGGGGCAUCGUUUCUCGACCACGUCUUCUGAGUCAGGUUGCAGAGAUUUUAUUCCAAACUGCCCAAAAUGCCCAGAUCAAUUUUGACACUGUGUGUGGAGUGCCUUACACAGCUUUGCCAAUGGCUACAGUUAUCUGUUCCACCAACCAAAUUCCAAUGCUUAUUCGAAGGAAGGAAACAAAGGAUUAUGGUACGAAGCGUCUUGUAGAAGGUGCCAUUAAUCCAGGAGAGACUUGUUUGAUUAUUGAAGAUGUCGUCACCAGUGGAUCUAGCAUUUUGGAAACUGUUGAGGUUCUUCAGAAGGAGGGCUUGAAGGUCACGGAUGCAAUAGUGCUGCUGGACAGAGAGCAGGGAGGCAGGGAGAUGUUGGCGACGCACGGAAUUCGUCUCCACUCCGUGUUCACAUUGUCCAAAAUGCUGGAGAUUCUUGAGCAGCAGGAAAAAAUCGAUGCUGAGAUGGUUGGGAGAGUGAAGAGAUUUAUUCAGGAGAAUGUUUUUGUGGCUGCUAAUCCUAAUGGUUCUCUGCCCUCUGUAAAGAAAGCACCCAGAGAACUCAGCUUUGGUGCACGGUCAGAGCUGCCUGGAGUCCACAGAGUUGCCUCGAAGCUUUUCAGGCUUAUGCAGAAGAAGGAGACCAAUCUCUGUCUGUCCGCUGAUGUCUCAGAGGCCAGAGAGCUGUUGCAGCUAGCAGACGCUUUAGGACCCAGCAUCUGCAUGAUCAAGACUCACGUAGAUAUUUUGGAUGGUUUUACUCUGGAUAUAAUGAAGGAGUUGACAGCCCUGGCAAAACGUCAUGAGUUCUUAAUAUUUGAAGACCGGAAAUUUGCAGAUAUUGGAAACACAGUAAAAAGGCAGUAUGAAGGUGGUAUCUUUAAAAUAGCUUCCUGGGCAGAUCUGGUAAAUGCUCAUGUGGUGCCAGGCCCAGGAGUCGUGAAAGGCCUGAGGGAAGUGGGCCUGCCUUUGCAUCGGGGAUGCCUGCUCAUUGCCGAAAUGAGCUCAGCUGGCUCCUUAGCCACUGGGAGCUACACUGAAGCAGCGGUUAGAAUGGCUGAAGAGCAUUCGGAAUUCGUGGUGGGUUUUAUUUCUGGCACCCGAGUAAGCAUGGAACCAGAAUUCCUUCACUUGACUCCAGGAGUUCAAUUAGAAGCAGGAGGGGAUAACCUUGGCCAACAGUACAGCAGCCCACAAGAAGUUGUCGGCAAAGGAGGUUCUGAUAUCAUCAUCGUGGGCCGAGGCAUUUUAACGGCGGCUGACCGUCUGGAAGCAGCUGAGCUGUACAGAAAAGCCGCUUGGGAGGCUUAUUUGAGCAGACUUGGUAUGUGAGUGCCUUGGAUGCAUUGUUGUGAAGGCUUUGAAGAUACUGAGCCUCCUGCACUUCACCAGCUUGAAAUUAGCCGCCUUUAAUACUGCUUGGCUUCAUCCAUGGGUCUGGCUCCUGUCAGUGACUUCUGGAGUUAACACUUUAAUAAUUUGAAUGCUAACUUUUAUUGUGCUUUAGGUCCAAGUUUACAGAGCACAUUAGUUUCUUAUUAAACAAUGCACAUAUCAUUUCAUGACAUUGGUUGGAGUUAACAUGGUCUUAAGGAAACAGUGAAUGGUUUGUAAUACCGGACUGUUACUGUUGUACAUUGAUUUUCAAGCUCCUUUAUUGAGACUGAUGUUUGUUAGGCAGCCACAGUCCUGUCUGUCCCAGGGUCUUCCACAUGCCUCCUUCCUCUAGAUCAGGCUCCUUUUUUAUUCUUUUAAUUGCCCUGAGAUAAAAUUUAGGACAUCAAAAAGCUGAAA
Molecule: messenger RNA, 1943 nt
Organism: Loxodonta africana (African savanna elephant)
Lineage: Eukaryota; Metazoa; Chordata; Mammalia; Proboscidea; Elephantidae
Gene: UMPS
Product: uridine monophosphate synthetase
Exons: 6
Coding region: 39-1481 (480 amino acids)
Biological process (GO): 'de novo' UMP biosynthetic process; 'de novo' pyrimidine nucleobase biosynthetic process
Molecular function (GO): orotate phosphoribosyltransferase activity; orotidine-5'-phosphate decarboxylase activity
Source: RefSeq, a predicted model, not a curated record